AUGGCAUCCGAGCCCUGCCCGAACUCUGUGUUUGUGUCUAGGGAAGACUUUUUGAAGAAGGGGAAUUUGAUGGUGAUACCUUGUGGGAUUUCGUUAGGGUCCCACAUAACAGUGGUGGAAACGUCGCGAUGGGCCCAUGCGGAGAGCGAGCCAAAUAUCGCGCUUAUGAAGGAGGAUGGAGAGAGCAAGAUUGUGUCACAGUUCAUGAUGGAGUUGCAAAGAUUGAAGGCUAUGGAUGGUGACGACCUUCCGAAGAUACUGCAUUUUAACCCACUAAUUAAAGGGGAUUGGAGUGAUCGGCCAAUGAUUGAGAAGAACAAAUGUUAUUAG
Messenger RNA from Fraxinus pennsylvanica, 330 nucleotides. The record is from the annotation of a GenBank genome assembly. Lineage: Eukaryota; Viridiplantae; Streptophyta; Magnoliopsida; Lamiales; Oleaceae.